Messenger RNA from Centropristis striata (black sea bass), 1075 nucleotides. RefSeq names its product cysteine and glycine-rich protein 2 (gene csrp2). Gene Ontology annotation, biological process: muscle tissue development; sarcomere organization. The transcript has 6 exons. The record is from RefSeq and is a predicted model, not a curated record. Lineage: Eukaryota; Metazoa; Chordata; Actinopteri; Perciformes; Serranidae. Gene Ontology annotation, cellular component: Z disc; cytoplasm; nucleus. Gene Ontology annotation, molecular function: structural constituent of muscle; actinin binding. Bases 201 to 782 code for a protein of 193 amino acids.
GAGUUCACGCCCCCUAAAACCCCUCCUUCUACUGACACAGUAAAUAUGCGGGGUAUGUGGCGUCGCAGCGUCAGUGUAGUAAAGUGUGUUGCAGAGGAGACUUUUCUGGAUACACAGUGAACACAUUCAUCUGGAGACCAGCCAUCUCUACAUCCACACUUCACCUGCCUUUAACAAACCUACGCCAAGAAACACAAACAAUGCCAAACUGGGGAGGAGGCAACAAGUGUUCAGCGUGCCGUGGGACCGUUUACCACGCUGAGGAAGUGCAGUGUGACGGGAAGAGUUUCCACAAAUGCUGUUUUCUCUGCAUGGUCUGCAAGAAGGGCUUAGACAGCACCACACUGGCUAUCCAUGGCCAUGAGAUCUACUGCAAGUCAUGCUACGGGAAGAAGUACGGCCCUAAAGGCUACGGCUACGGUCAGGGGGCGGGGACGCUCAACAUGGACCGAGGAGAACGGCUGGGAAUCAAACACGAAGAGACACAGACUCACAGACCGACCACCAACCCCAACCCGUCCAAAUUUGCCCAAAAGUUUGGAGGUGCAGAGAAAUGUGCCCGGUGUGGAGACUCCGUCUAUGCAGCUGAGAAGAUAAUGGGUGCAGGCAAGCCGUGGCAUAAGAACUGCUUCCGCUGUGCAAAAUGCGGCAAGAGCCUGGAGUCGACCACUCAGACUGAAAAAGACGGAGAAAUCUACUGCAAAGCGUGUUACGCCAAGAACUUCGGGCCCAAAGGUUUCGGCUACGGCCAGGGAGCCGGUGCUCUGGUUCACGCUCAGUGAAGACUCACACAGACAGACAGACAGACAGACAGACAAUCUCCCCUUUUAUACAUUCCUGAACAUGAACAUAAAGCAGCCCUUCUCUUGUUUUCUCCCUGCUCCUCUUUGAAGUAGGUUCUCAUGGUAUAAUAAAUAAAAACAUUAACAAACCGCUUGUUCACAUUUGACUGUAUUUUAUUAUUAAAGCCAUUAAAACUGAACCAUGCCCAUUAUGUUUACAUCUGAAGCGGAGUUACAGUGAUGUCUGAAGGUGGGCAGAGAGGCACUGGAGAUGAUUAUGUGCUUUAUCUUUU